This is a messenger RNA of Coccomyxa subellipsoidea C-169, 303 nucleotides long. RefSeq lists its product as hypothetical. The transcript is spliced from 2 exons. Lineage: Eukaryota; Viridiplantae; Chlorophyta; Trebouxiophyceae; Coccomyxaceae. The record is from RefSeq and is a predicted model, not a curated record. The annotation marks the transcript as partial.
AAUGCGCUCAGCUUGCCCACCUGGGCCAUUCACAUCUCCAGCACAGUGGAGUGGGCCACUGCAAUGCUCCUGUUCUGGCAAUAUGCUGAAGUCACAGGGAAUCAGCGGUGGAAGGGGCUCACGUGGGGGAUGCUGCCACUACUGGGAGGUGCCUUGGCAGCAUGCACAUACCACUUCUUUUACAACCCUCCAGAGCUGGACAUAUUGGUGGCACUGCAAGCCUUCCUGACCGUUGCAGGCAAUUGCACCUGCGCUUGGGCAGCCUAUCGCAUCUAUCAGGAUGCAGAAGCCUCAGAUGCUUGA